This is a messenger RNA of Sclerotinia trifoliorum, 1849 nucleotides long. NCBI's taxonomy places the organism in Eukaryota, Fungi, Ascomycota, Leotiomycetes, Helotiales, Sclerotiniaceae. The record is from the annotation of a GenBank genome assembly.
AUUUACGAUCCGUAACACUGAUAAUUCCAGCAUUUUGUCACGACAGCCAAGGAAGAGUCUGUCGUUUCACUUACCAUACAUACCUCUUCAAAAAAAGCCAAAAAAGACAUGAAGUUCCACGAUUUCCUCUCCCUCUCGCUUCUCCCCCUCUCCCUCUCCUCCGCAAAAUUAUGUCCCAUGCCCUACAACUCCUCCCCCCUCAUCGACGACUCCCCUGCCAUCACCACAGCCGUUACAUCCUGCGGUGCCAAUUCUACCAUCCUCUUCCAACCAAACGUCACAUAUAAUCUUCUCACGCCGCUCAGUUUUCGCAAUCUCGACAGCGUCACUUUUUCCUUUGAGGGUAAUGUUAGUUUGAGUGAUAAUGUGACGGCGGUACAACUCGUGGUUAAUAAUACGAACACGUACCCCGGGAGGUGGAUUAAGAUUCAAGGGACGAAUAUUACGUUUCAGGGGUCGGAGAGCAAGGAUGGGGGCUGGUUUCUGGCCCAUGGGGAGAGGUGGUGGUCGAUGCAGGGGGAUUCGUCGCAGGGGGGUAGACCGCAUUGGUUUGGGUUUACGGUUACGUGUGUUUUCACCUUUUUUGGGCUGUUCUUUUUGUUUGUUAGGAGAGCGAUUUGACUGACUGAUUUUUUAUGGAAAGUGGCCUGAAGAUUUCUAAUAUUAAGGUUCUCAAUCCUGUGGCCUGGGUGUUCAGCAUCGGUGGGAGUGAUGUGGAGAUGAGGAAUGUGUUGAUUGAUGCGAGGAGUACUGAUGGGUUUCCUUUCAACACUGGUAUGUACCUCCUCACAUUCGAAUUGAUCCAAAAAGGAAUUAUGAGAGCAUGGAAUAUUAAACAAGCAACCUAGAUGGAAUUGAUCUCUCCGCCUCCAACGUCCUAAUCGACGGCCUAGAAGUCCACAACGGCGACGAUGUAAUCAACGUCUCACCUCCCGCUGCAAACGUCACCGUUCGCAACGUCAUCGCUUCUGGCACUCACGGUCUUUCCGUAUCCUGCUCUGGAAAUUCAGGCGGUAACUAUACGUUUGAGAAUGCGUAUAUCUAUGAUAGUUUAAUGGCUGCUAGAUUCAAGGGCGCAAUAGGCAAGACGUGUAAUAUAAGUGACGUGACGUGGAAAAACAUCGAGGUGAAGAACGUCAGUUUCCCAAUCCAUUUUAUCGCGGAUUAUUAUGAUCAGGAGAAGGGAAUUCCGGCUGGAACUAAUACAAGUAUUUCCGCCCUUGCGAGUCGCUUUUCCUGGCAGGGAAUUAAUGGGAGUGUGGCUGCUGUGGUGGGUGAUGGUACUUGUGUUACUGAUCCGUGUUGGUAUGCUACUACUGGUGAGUUUUUCUCUUUUGUUAUUUCCUUUGAAAUAGGGGUUCGGGUGCGGAGUUGUAUUGGUGAAGUGCAUUGUUAAUUAUUAACCCCGGAAUAGGUGAAUCGCCAAAUAAUGGCAUGUAUCUACUUUGUCAUGAUCAUGCUCAUUGUGAAGACUUCCACUUUGAAGGUAUUGAUUUAACUACCGCCGUAAGUCAACCCUUUUUUCUACACAGAUAAUAGUGUGCUAAUGAAUGACGUGUAUUAGAAAGGAGCUCCGGCGGGAGAAAUUUGUACCGGCUUGGAAGGUGUAGAGGAUAUGGGGAUUAGUUGUGUAAAUGGGACGAUUCCGGCGAAUUGAUUUAGAUGAUCUAGAUGAUGUAGAUGGAUGAUGGUAGAUAUUUCAACGAAUAUCUUGUGAGAAUAGAUGGAAUAUUGUUCUUGUCAAUAGUUAGUUUCUUGAUGGUCAAAUAUUAUCUAUGUAGGUAUGAAUAGAUAUUACUUUCUAGAUUAGAUGAUAUGUCUAGAAAUUAGAAAUUCCUACACGGAGCGG